AAAAAAAUGAUCAUUUCUUUUCUGAAAACUUAUAAACAUCAAGAUCUCAGCAAUUUUCCCAUGUGUAAACAUAACACCAAACCAAGUUGUACCAGUGUCCUUAACAUGUUUUCAUUUUCUGCCUUUAUCUCCCACAAAAUGGCAUCAAUUUCUCUCUUAGUUCUCACUUUCUCGAGCCUUAUUGUUCAUUCUACGUUUUAUCGGGUCUCAGCUUGGGGACACUUUAAUCCCACACAAGGGUUUGUCCCCCUUCCAUUAAAUAGUUCAAAUUUAAUUAUACAGAAGCCCUAUAAUGUGCAAGUAGAUCAACGAUCCAGCUUCAAAAAUGGCUACUACAAGCUGUGGGUGUUCUCCACAGACAAGCCGCACUCUCUCACCAGCAAAACUAAUCCACGAACUGAGAUCGGAAUACGUGGAUACAAUUAUUCUUCUGGUGUAUGGCAAUUCGAAGCAUAUGGCUAUGUCCCAAAUGGAACAUCAGGCGUUUGUAUUAUGCAAAUAUUUGGAGCUAGCCCACACGCCACAACCCUAAUGCUUAGGGUUUACAAUGGCUCGCUCUCAUAUUACAGAGAAGCAGUCAUAGUCCCGAACAUCUGCAACAGGUGGUUCAAGCUAAAUGUAAUUCAUGACGUGGAUAAAUCCAAGGUCAAGGUUUUCAUUAAUGGAAUUCUCAAGUAUGUGGCUCCUGGUCGUGGAGGUACCUCUCACUCUUUCAAAUUUGGAGUUUAUGCUCAAGAUGAUGCUUCUUACUAUAUGGAAUCCCGUUGGAAGAACAUCAAGAUUCUAAAAAAAUGUUAUUGAUUUGGCACUUUGUAUUUGGCUUAUUAAUAUAUAUAUUACGACUGGAUUGUGAGAAUAAAUUGAAGUAAAUAUUUAUCCAA
Molecule: messenger RNA, 881 nt
Organism: Mangifera indica (mango)
Lineage: Eukaryota; Viridiplantae; Streptophyta; Magnoliopsida; Sapindales; Anacardiaceae
Product: citrate-binding protein-like
Exons: 2
Coding region: 7-801 (264 amino acids)
Source: RefSeq, a predicted model, not a curated record